Messenger RNA from Aspergillus candidus, 4094 nucleotides. Its product is annotated as MRX complex DNA-binding subunit. Gene Ontology annotation, molecular function: ATP hydrolysis activity; single-stranded telomeric DNA binding; double-stranded telomeric DNA binding. Gene Ontology annotation, cellular component: Mre11 complex; condensed nuclear chromosome; nucleus. Lineage: Eukaryota; Fungi; Ascomycota; Eurotiomycetes; Eurotiales; Aspergillaceae. The record is from RefSeq and is a predicted model, not a curated record. The coding region runs from base 51 to 3956 and encodes 1301 amino acids. The transcript has 6 exons. Gene Ontology annotation, biological process: telomere maintenance via recombination; telomere maintenance via telomerase; chromosome organization involved in meiotic cell cycle.
CCUCAUCUGCCCGUUGAGGUGUUGAGCAUCCCCAGUGGAAGUCCUCCAUUAUGUCCAAGAUCGAUAAGCUUUCCAUCUUAGGGAUCCGCUCCUUCGACAACACACGCAGCGAGACCAUCCAGUUCCAUACUCCCCUCACCCUCAUCGUUGGCUAUAAUGGUUCCGGGAAAACGACCAUCAUCGAGUGCCUCAAAUAUGCCACCACCGGAGACCUCCCGCCCAACAGUAAAGGCGGCGCCUUUAUCCAUGACCCCAAGCUAUGUGGAGAAAAGGAGGUUCUGGCGCAGGUGAAGCUCUCCUUCAAGGGUACCUCGGGGGCCAAGAUGGUGGCUACCCGCAGUCUCCAACUCACCGUCAAGAAGACGACCCGCCAGCAAAAGACCCUCGAGGGCCAACUGCUGAUGGUGAAGGAUGGUGAACGGACGGCCAUCUCCUCGCGCGUCGCCGAACUGGACCAGAUCAUGCCUCAGUACCUCGGGGUCUCUCGCGCCGUCCUCGAUUCCGUCAUCUUCUGCCACCAGGAUGAGAGCUUAUGGCCCAUGAGCGAACCCUCCGCCCUGAAAAAACGAUUCGAUGAGAUCUUCGAGGCCAUGAAAUACACCAAGGCGAUCGACAACAUCAAGGUCCUGCGCAAGAAACAGAACGAGGAGCUGGCCAAGUUCAAGAUCAUGGAGCAGCAUUCCAAGGAGGACAAGGAAAAGGCUGACCGCGCCGAGAAACGGUCCAUCAAACUGCAGGAUGAGAUCGAGGCCCUACGCGAUGAGACCCACCAGCUGUCCCAGGAGAUGCGUCGCGUCGCCGAGCUUGCCGACAAGGCCUGGACCGAGUCCGAGACGUAUGCCCAGAUCUUGGGCGCCCUCGAGGGCAAACGGAUCGAAGCCAAGAGUGUUCAGGCUACCAUCGACAACCUUAAACGUCACCUGGUCGAACUCGACGAUCCCGAUGAGUGGCUCGAAACCAACCUGGAGCAGUUCGAGUCCCGUCAGAUCCAGUUCCAGCAACAGGAAGAGGCCCAGAAGGAGAACUAUAUGGCGCUCAAAGAGCGCAUCGAGAGUUCGCGGCAACGGCUGGGAACCAAGCAGGCGGAAUGCGGGAAGUACGAGAAUGACCAGGCCAACUUCGAGCGGCAGGUCGAGCGGCGACAGCGGCUAACCCAGGAGGUCGCCCGCGCCAACAAUAUCCGCGGGUUUGACAGUAUACAGGAUCAGGCCGAGGUCGACGAGUUUAUGCACAAGAUCCGCAAGCUGUUGAAGGAUCAGAACUUAGCGUUGGACCGAGCCAAACGGGACGCACAGAGCGAGCUGCGCGAAGUACAGGCUACUCUCAACGAGAUCGGUCAGCGCAAGUCCGCGUUGCAGGAGAGCAAGAAUGCCGCCAAACGGCAGAUCGCAGCCAAUGACCGGGAGGCAGGCUCCUACCAGGCCAGGCUCGACGAGAUCGACGUCGAUGAAGGCGUGCAAGCGGCCCUGGAGGCCAACGUCGAAGACGUCGUGUCCCGCUUGGAUCAAGCCAAGGCGCGGGCCCGGUCGGCCUCAUGGGACCAGGAGAUUCAGACCGUGAACGCCGAGAUCCGCAACCUCGAGGACGAGAGCACGCGGCUGAAUGCCGAACUCAUCGACGCCACCAAGAUGGCCGGGGAUCUCGCUCGCCUGGACCAUCUCAAGAAGGAGCUGAAGGAGCGCGAGCGCAGCCUCGAUACCAUGAAAGGCGCGCACGGCGAGCGCCUGGCCAAGCUGAUCAAUUCUGACUGGCAGCCACACUCGCUCGAGCACGAUUACCAGCGCACCCUCGACGAGGAGUCCCGAGUCGUGUCCCAGGCCGAACAGGAGCGUGACACCGUGAGCCGAGACCUAGAACAGGUGGAGUUCAAGUUGAAAAAUACGCGAAAGAUGCUGGCUCAGCGACAAAAAGAGCUCCAGGAAUGCGUCGAGGAGAUCCGCGAGGCCGUGGAUGACGAACCGGAGGAGUAUCCGGAGAUUGUCCAGCAGCGACAGGCACAGCUUGAGAUUGCGAGAAAGGAUGCCGAACAGUAUGCUGGCGUCGGCGAGUAUCUGACCAAGUGUCUCGACACUGCCAAACAGGCCAAGGCGUGCCGGAUGUGCAGCCGAGGGUUCCGCAACGACAGCGAACUGCAGGCGUUUAGAAACAAACUUGAAGCCCUGGUCAAGAAGGCUCGACAAGACAUCGAGGACGAAGAACUGCACAACAUGGAAGAAGAUCUCAAAACCGCACGCGCGGCGAACACCGCUUACGACAUGUGGUCUCGCCUGGGCAAAACAGACAUCCCCGAUCUGGAAAAGGAAGAGGAGCUGUACAUCUCCCAGCGGGAUGCGCUGCUCACCCGGGUGGAGGAACACGACCAGAAGGUGGGCGAGAAGGCCGAGAAGAAGCGUGAGGUGGAGGGCCUUUCCAAGACCGUCAACACUAUCAUCCGAUACGACGGCGAGAUCAAAAGCAUCCGCUCCCAGAUUCAAGAUCUCUCGUCCAAACAAGAGAAUCCGUCAGGGACGCGCACCCUGGAGGAUAUCCAAGAAGAGAUUGCCUCCCUUGGCGAGCGGUCAAGGAAACAGAAGCAAACGCUGUCCAAACUGACGCACGACCGAGAGCAGGCCCAGGCGGAAAUCAACAGCCUGGAACUGCAGCUGCGGGACGUGAAGAGCAAUCUCGACAAUACCCGGUUCCGGUUGGAGAAGAAAGCCGACCUCCUGACGCGUCUGGAGGAAUACAAGAAUCUCAACAGCCAACAGCGCGACGCCAUCACCAAAGCCGAUCAAGAAAUCGAGGCUCUCACCCCGGAGCUGCUUAAGGUGCAAGCCAAAUACGACGAUAUCAGCCAGCGUGCGGAGGCGCGAGAGCGAGAAAUGCACCAGGGCAUCUCGCAGCUAUCAGAAAACGUGCGCCAGCUGGGACUGGCGAACGAGGAAAUCGACUCGUACAACGAACGAGGCGGCCCACGCCAGCUCGAGCGGAGCCAGCGCGAGCUGCAGACGAUCGAGCACGAGAUCGGCGAUCUCGAGGCCGAGCUGGGCACCAUCACCCGAGAGAUUAACAAGAUCUCCGCGCAGCUCAAGGACAGCGAAAACACCAAGCGCCAGUACGCGGACAACCUCACGUACCGUCAGGCCACACGGGCGCGGGAUGCCGUGACGGCGGAGAUCGAGCAGCUGGCCGCGCAGAACGCCGAGGUAGACCGCGGCCGGUUCAAGGAGGAAUCGGAGCGACGCACACGCGAGCACAACGCGCUGGCAGCCAAGCAGGCCAGCAAAAUGGGCGAGAUGAAGUCCAAGGACGACCAACUCCUGCAGCUACUAGCAGACUGGAACACAGACUACAAGGACGCGGCGUCCAAGUACAAGGAGGCCCACAUCAAAGUCGAGACGACCAGGGCGGCAGCCGACGACCUGGCGCGGUACGGCGGAGCCCUAGACAAGGCGAUCAUGAAGUACCACGGGCUGAAGAUGGAGGAGAUCAAUGCGAUCAUCGGCGAGCUCUGGCAGCGCACGUACCGGGGUACCGACGUGGACACGAUCGCCAUCCGCUCGGACAACGAAAACGCCAAGGGCAACCGGUCAUACAACUACCGCGUGUGCAUGGUCAAGCAGGGCGCGGAGAUGGACAUGCGCGGCCGCUGCAGCGCCGGCCAGAAGGUCCUGGCCUGCAUCAUCAUCCGACUGGCGCUGGCCGAGUGCUUCGGCGUCAACUGCGGCCUGAUCGCCCUCGACGAGCCCACCACUAACCUCGACCGCGACAAUAUCCGCUCCCUGGCCGAGUCGCUGCACGAGAUCAUCCGCGCGCGCCAGCAGCAGGCCAAUUUCCAGCUGAUUGUCAUCACCCACGAUGAGGACUUCCUGCGCCAUAUGCAGUGUGGAGAUUUCAGCGAUUAUUACUAUAGAGUUUCGCGCAAUGAGCGGCAGAAGUCUAUUAUUGAGAGGCAGUCUAUUGCUGAGGUUAUGUGAUAUGAUUCUUUCGUUCUUUCUUUCUUUCUUGCCUUUAUACGACCUGCAGGGCUGGAAGUCUCACCGUCGGGUAGUAUGUAUCUCGACAAAAAGCGAAUGUAUAAUAAUGCUCGGUCUACGGAGUUGCAUGGAUUUGGC